This is a messenger RNA of Aspergillus candidus, 3337 nucleotides long. RefSeq lists its product as uncharacterized. The record is from RefSeq and is a predicted model, not a curated record. Bases 159 to 3233 code for a protein of 1024 amino acids. The transcript has a single exon. NCBI's taxonomy places the organism in Eukaryota, Fungi, Ascomycota, Eurotiomycetes, Eurotiales, Aspergillaceae.
CGGAUAUCUUUUCAAUUGCACCUUCCCGGUAAUCUUAGAUGAUAUGCGACUACGGCUGAACGAUUAGACAUGCGCCACAGAAAUCCCGUGCGCCGGCCAUCUCGACAUUUGGAUUCUCCCCGCCCGCUUCUCUCCUCCGCGAGAUCCUCCGUCGUGUCAUGAAAAGGUGCCUGGGUCCAGCUCGUCUGCCGUGUCUGGGCUGCAGGUUCAUCUCACCUUCUCCCUCGAUAUCGCACCCUCGCGCGCUACUCCCCCGGGCUCGCCAGGUCGGGAGACCUUUCCCGGGGAGGCGACAAUGGAGUCGCCCGUUCUCCGCGCACACCAGGCCUCCGAUCGACCGCCGAUUGCUCGAGAAGCAUGUUCAGCUAGAGAUGAAGAGAUGCCCGGUUCCGGGGCCGCAAGAGAAAAACCCUGAGGCAUGGCUCUCACUGCUGGACCAGUACAUUCCGCCGUCGUUGCGAAAAUCCCCCGAGAAUGCUGCGCCGGAUGCUGUUGCGUCGGACGGUACGGCUGCCAGCGCGGCCGACUCGCUGGUACAGACGAUCGAGUUGACCAAUCUGCUUUUCCAUGCGAGGAUGUCGGGAAACUUGGGCCUCUUGUCACAGCUGGGAUUUCGGAAACACAAUUGGCCUGCGGUUCACGCCUUGUUGAACCGUUUGCUGGAUGCCGCGGACACCCUCAACGAGGUCGCAGUGCCAUCCCGGCCGCUGUCCAAUCUUAACUGGGGCUCGGGCUCGUCGGAAUCGCUGGAUGAACUGACUGCUAAACGACAAAAACCGGUACCACGGCUCGUGCCGGGCUCAGAGGUACCGCUGGUUCCUGGAUUUACCAGCCUUGACGCGAUGACGGAGCGGCCACUGGCAGAUGACCACUCGAAGCGGUUCAUGGCAGAACUGUGGCCGUCUCUGGGCUCGAUCAUACUUGAUGCGGCCGACGCACCUCCCAGUGAAGCGAAGCUGGCCAUGUCCUAUGUCUUCCAGGUUCUGGCUCGCCUGCACCACUCCGGUGCGGUCUCCGACAGAGUGUAUAAGUACAUCCCUGGGGAGGAACUCUACAAGAACACCCUUCGGCCUCCGGGUAUCCACUUGCUUUCUACCCAUAUUGUGAGUGUCCUGUCGGAUGCGGCUUGGUUAGUGCACGAAGCAGAAGUCGCAGCCAAGGCGGCGGCAGCGGGCGAAGACUCUCCUUACGUACCGUUUAGGAUGGGUAUUCGCGAACUCGGGCCGGAGAUUUGGUUGGAAUUCAUCCUCUGGUGCUGCGUGGAGCACGGUCAUGUGACAGAAGGCAUAUGGCUCAUAGAACAGAUGAAAAGGCGGAAGGGGGACCAGGCUUGGGGGUUCCGAAGUUGGAAGCCUCUCCUGGAAGAUCCAACUUUGGUGAGAGACACCAACAUCGACCGGGAAGACUCGUGGCGCCAGCCAGGUAGUGACAUUCGCCCUUCGCCCCCACGGAGACGGGUCAAUCCGACUCCUUUCAAUGGGCUGGGGAAGCGGACGGUCAGUGAGGAAGUCGUCGCUUCGUUGCUAGACAACCUUCCCAAUCUGGUAUAUCUAGGACUGGGUUUUCGAGGCGUCUCACCAACGGCACUCAUCCGCUCCGCGUCGUCGUUGAAGUUCGCCAUAACGCCAACCAGUUCCGACAGCGAGCUUCUCCCAACGUCCAGAUCGUCCAAUUGGUUUACCGUGCGUGUCCUGGAAUCUGGCGGCUUCGACGCAAAGAGCGAUCCUCAAGCCUUUGAAAACCUCCUGAGACUUACUCCUCACGUCGUGCCCCCUUGGGAAAGCAAUCUAGAAUUGAGGGACGAGGAUCUGGACCCACUUACUCCCUCUCAGCUCUACGAUGAAACUGCGGCCUUGUCUGGACUCAUCGAAUACAACAUCCGAUAUUACGCCUUGCAGCGACUCUGUGGCGAUGCUAUCAAUGCUUUCGAGUGGUUACAGGCCGUGACUGACGCGAGUAAGAUGCAACGCAUCGGCGACUUCUUUUCCUCAUCGAUCCUGGAUAAACCCCCGAUGGACUGGUUCCCUACGUUUGACAUGGCCCGCCUUCCAGCCCUGCGGGUGUUCGAGUCCUCAAUCCCGCAAGUCUCGAACAUCACGUUGGCCCAUAUGCUCGACCUAGUCACUGUGUCCCGAGAGUAUGCAUUUGGCGAGUGGAUGCUCUUCUCCAGCGACAUCGACGGUUCCCCUAUCCCCCCCAGCGCCUACGGGGAUCAAGCACUAGCCCCCGCGAUCAUCCGGUUCGCGGCAGCCACAAAGAACACCGCUCUCUGCGACGCCACCACCUCCUCUCUCGGCCAGCCCCUCUCCGCAAACAUCCUGCGCACUCUACUCAACUUCCGGGUCGCAAUGGGCCAAUGGGACCAAGUUGUUCCGAUGCUCGAGUACCUCCGCGAAUACCGCGCCAAAUCCUGGGGCCACAGCAACGUAGCAGCGCUCGCAGCAGCAGUCAUCCGACUCGAGCACACCGCUCAGCAGAACCCCGCCGAUCCACAAGCAUCAAACGAGCUCACCCAAGCAAAAGAUAUCCUCCGCCGACUCCUAAGCGGCGAAUUCAACGAACCCCACCGCCACUCCGAAACACACUACCAAGACCGCUCCCUCCACAGCCUCAUCCGCCUCUUCCAGUCCAUCCCAGGCGGCUCCCUAAAAGACACCGCAACAGCCGCCUCCGCCGCCCUCCGCGCCCGUUUCUCCCCCUCCCCGCACAGCGCAAUCCCCCACAUUCCCGCCGCAACCUUCCACCCGAUUCUCUCCGCCGUAGUCGACACGCAGGGCAGCGCAGCCGGCAAACGCCUCUGGGACAGAUGGUGCCUCGACCUCAAGUCGCCGACGCUCCGCCGUCUCCAAGAAGGCGGCAUCCCCAGGCUAUACCUGAACAAAGAGCGCAACCGCGCGCGCGGCGACCCGCACUUCGACGCGCAGUACUUCAAACAAAUCCAAAGCAAGGCCGUGCUUCCUAACGCUAAUACAAUCCGUAUCAUCGCCCAGGCGGCUGUGAAAGAAUACAACGAGUACCAGUCUUCCUCUUCCCCGUCUUCCACAGAAUCAGCCCCAUCGGGACAGGGACAAGUGGCCAACAACAACGAUACUAACAACCCCGCCCGACCAAUCCUCGAAUUCUGCAUCGAGAAGUUCGAAACCUUCCGGGUUCGCCGCCGCGAGAUCAACCGCGAGGUAGGCGGCUUGCUCUAUCGUCGCCGGCGGGAGAGGGGUCAGUCUAAGACACGUUAAGGGGCACUUUCUACUGAAAAGAGAUAAAUUACUUUUUUUUCUCUUACUUGUACGGUUUCAGCAUAUGUAUUAUCUCUAUACAAGAUUUCUAGCGUCUGUUCUUU